GCGAAUCCCAUUCAGCAGGAGCAGAACAUUCCAAGCAGCGUGUAGGAAAAGCAGCAAAUGUAGCAAAGCAGCACAAGCUUCAACUGAUGCGCGUCCACGAACCCACGCGCGCACGCCCCUGCAGUCACGGAACGAAACGUGGAUCAAACGGAGCCGAGUGAAGAGAGAUUAUUUACUGACACAGCAGAAACAAACACAUUUAACGCUGAAUGUGAAGGUGAAUCUCUCUUGUAACUGAUGAUGGCACUUCAGGCCGGACUGCAGGGUUGGUUUGGCGAGAAGUUUGAUGUCCCCUUACGGAGUCCUCGCUCCCCGCGGUCUCCUCGAGCGGGUCCCGGACUGGCUGAUGUUUUCCAGUAUGACCAGUGGUUGGCCGUGCGACAUGAAGCCACACUGGUGCCCAUGCAGGAGGAUCUUGCCAUCUGGCUCAGUGGCAUGCUGGGUGAGGAGGUGAGAGCCGAACACUUCAUGUCAGAGCUGGAUAACGGUGUCCGACUGUGUCGUCUGGUUGGAAUUCUGCAGAGUAAAAUACCGGAGGACUCGGACAAAAUGCAGCUGUUUUUAAAGAAAAUUCAGUUUAAGAAGAAUGCCUCCCCCGGAUCGUUUUUCGCUCGUGACAACACUGCAAAUUUUCUAUCCUGGUGUCGUCAAAUAGGAGUGGAUGAGGCGUACUUAUUUGAGUCUGAAGGUUUGGUCCUACAUAAAGACCCUCGGCAGGUGUGUCUGUGCCUGCUGGAGAUCGGACGCAUCGUUUCCAGGUAUGGAGUGGAGCCUCCCGUUUUAGUUAAACUGGAGAAAGAAAUUGAACUAGAGGAAAGUAUGAUGUUGACUGAUCACGCUGCUCCAGUAAAAACAUUUACAGUCUGCUGUCAACAUGGAGCUCUGUACCAAACUGAUCAUCCUGAUCAAGAAGAAUCUCCCUGUAACUGCUCUCAGAAGUUUUCCAUUGAGUAUCUGUCUGAGGGACGAUACAGACUGGGAGACAAGAUACUUUUCAUCAGGAUGCUCCAUGGAAAGCAUGUGAUGGUCCGUGUUGGUGGAGGUUGGGAUACUCUUAAAGGGUUUCUGCUGAAAAACGACCCUGGCCGUGUGCUGCAGUUUACAACUCUGGAACAGAAGAUUCUAGCCUAUCAGAAAGGCCCCCCUGGCCUAGGCACCGCCCACAGCACACAGACCGCUCAACCGCCUGCUAUGGACCCCAUUGCCGCCGUCAGCCUGCUCCCAGAGUCGUCAUCUUCCACAUCCUCCGUGUCUAAACCUAACACGCCCGCCUCUGGCCACACAACACCCCGUGGUUACGCCCAGUCGCCGGCCUCCACACCUUCCCUGCCCAGGAAGGCUGCAGCACCUAAGAAGACCCUUCAGAUGCCCACAGCUUCCCCCAAGACCACCCCUCUACCUUCACCAGUCCCGAAAAGAAGUCCCCUUCCGCACUCGACCCAGCCCCAAUCACAGAAGGCCCCCGCCUCAUCCUCCAAAACCAAACUGCGACCACGCGGACCCUUGUCUCAGCCCCGCAGUCCCGUCUGCCCCGAACCCAACUGCAAGCUGCCUAAACCCUCUGCCCCGCCCUCUGUGCAUCCCUCACCCUGCACCCCCCUUCCCAAAAAAACAUCCCAGCGUGACGGUCGCCCGCCUCCCGGUCCCAUACGCUCACGGCUCGCCCAGAGGCGUCCCGUUUCGCCUGCAUCAAACUUGCACUUGGAUUCCAGGAAGGGCCGUACAAUUUCCCCUCACAGGGCUGGGCCGACAAGGACUUCAAAUGAUCCCAAACAGACAAUAUCUGCCCCCAGAGCUCCCAGUCCUCUCACAAAAUGCUCUCAGACUUACAAGAGUAAGUCAGUUGCACAGAAAACAGGUGGUACGGCACAAACUGUUCCGGUUCUUAAGGCUAAAACGGCCCCGUAUAGGAAACCUCUGACCAGCAGCAACCCCCAAUCUGACAGUCCAACAACCACCAGACCAGCACCUGCCAACACGACCCGAAAACACACCGCACGGACUAAACCCGGCAAACCUGAAGAGCCCUACUUUGAGAUGAACAACAAGAGGAGGGUAAAGAACUGAGGAAUGCUGGGAAAUGUAGGCUGCAAUGCUGAGGGUUUCGGUUCACAUAGACCUGAGUCAGGGCGGACAAUGUAAUGAUGCUGUGAUGGACACCUUAACAAUCUGUUUCACUUUUCGUGUUGAAAUACAUAGUCACAAAAAAUAUCUGGUAGACAUCCAAUUGUAUGAAACAUGUCAUGAAAAAUAGUCAUGAAAUUUGGAUGUCUAUUCCUCGAAGCAUCAAAUCAAACGUACUCUACCCUGACUGAAGUCUAAAGCGUUGUUUCUUUGCAUACGUCAAACAUAUAACGCCUUUAUUUGUGCCAUACUAAGCACAUCAGGAUAUGCCUCAAUUCCUGUUUCCAGGAAUUAAUAUGUAAACAGAUUUGUUUAUUUCCUUUGGCUACUGUAAUUGUCAUUAUUUUAGCUAAGAGGUCAAGAAGGUUUAGUUGGUUUCUUUAGAAAUAAUGCACAAUAAUGUACAAACUCAAAUCUUCAUUAUUAUUAUUAUUAUGUGUUUAAUAUCUGUUACGCUCUUGUAGGUCGGUCUGUUUUCUUUUUAUCUGAUCUUAUUUGUUUGCUGAUCAAUGUUCCUGACUAAUAGUAUGGAUUAUUUUUAUCACAGUAUAUGUAAAUUCCUUUAUGAUGAGAAUACAAGACAGAUGAGGUAAAGCAAUAAGUGUGUGUUGAUUUAGACUAGAUAGGGUUGUUCAGAUCGUGUUAUACUGUCAUACAUACUCUGCUUUUCGGUUCUGUCAGAGUACUGAUACUGUAUUACAUAAGACGCAAAUGAAGUCUGACAUUUUUGUUUAACUCAUACUGAAUAGCAGCAAUAUUUUUUAUGGCACCUCUCUGCACUACAGCAACCAAAGCAAAGCCUUUGUUCAAUAAUUUUAGAGUAAAUUUUAACUUAUUUUUUUAGAGGAUUUGGUGUUUGUGUGCCUUAUAUUUGUGUUUGUUGGAGUAUUUUUGUGUAGUUAUCAGACCCCCGUAAAGAACUUUAUAUAACAGGAGGUCAUUUGGAAGGUACUGCUGUUUAUUUUGUAUGCAUUUUUUAGUUGGUCAAACAGCCAGCUGAUAUUAUAUGAAGUUCUACCUCCAUAGCACCACAUAAAAACUACUGAUACACCUGGGUUAAUCUCAUUGUCAUUGGCAGACAAUGAAUUUGAUUUAUUAACGUUUUCACUUUAUUCAAGAUCUAUAUAAACAGGCUAAAAUGAAAUAUUAAUUUUGUUUGUGGGGGUUAAUUUUUCUGUCUUUUUUAAUAAUGUUUGUUUCAGGCUCUGGUUGUGUGAGAGAUUUUUUUCCAGCACUUUAAGGACAUAUUUGUUUGAAUGUAGUUUGUUUUUUUGUUGGUCAGUGUCUGUAUAUAUGCUUAUUGUGUUCUGUCAAAUAAAGAUCUAUUCAGUGUAUA
Misgurnus anguillicaudatus (oriental weatherfish) is the source of this 3460-nucleotide messenger RNA. It is a transcript of the gene gas2l3, whose product is annotated as growth arrest-specific 2 like 3. The record is from RefSeq and is a predicted model, not a curated record. Gene Ontology annotation, molecular function: cytoskeletal adaptor activity; actin filament binding; microtubule binding. Gene Ontology annotation, biological process: actin crosslink formation. Gene Ontology annotation, cellular component: actin filament. NCBI's taxonomy places the organism in Eukaryota, Metazoa, Chordata, Actinopteri, Cypriniformes, Cobitidae.